This is a messenger RNA of Ostrinia nubilalis (European corn borer), 2438 nucleotides long. RefSeq lists its product as uncharacterized. The transcript is spliced from 14 exons. NCBI's taxonomy places the organism in Eukaryota, Metazoa, Arthropoda, Insecta, Lepidoptera, Crambidae. Bases 336 to 1763 code for a protein of 475 amino acids. The record is from RefSeq and is a predicted model, not a curated record.
CAGAGAUCACAGUGGGAGGUCUUACAAUCAGAGAACCGAGGUCAUCGGAAAGUAAACAUACCUUUGAUGGAACAGUAAACCAAACUUUGGAAUUGGUCUGCACAAAUAAAGAAAACUGGGGCAACAUUCACUGGGAAGUUUGCGAUGGAUCUGGUGUCAAUUAUUGCCAGUCACAAACACUCGCAGCUGAUAAAAUAUUAAAAUUAAACUUCACUCUAUCGGCGGAUAACAAAAAUACCACAGUAAAAUGUGUUCACACCUUCAAUGCUCUUAGAGAGGAGACUCCCGUAUUUUUGUAUGCAAAUGAGCCACCAGUUCUUACAACAAAAAAUGACAUGAUUUUGAAUUACACCAGAGGCACAGACACAUAUGUCAUAGAGCGAGAAGAUGAGGAAACGAUAAGAAUCAAAUGCAAAAGUCGAGAAAACUCUGGCUCGUUGUUCUGGAGAGAUUGCGACAAUGCUGCACAGAAAUCAUGCAACCAAACUCAGGAUAUUUAUAACAGAUCAAUAGAAAAAGUAAUACCAUGGAAUUCUGAAAAAAACGAGGUAUUUUUCUAUUGCGUAUACAAGAACAGCCGCAACUAUGAAGUUUCUUCCAAAGUAAAUAUUGUUGUACAUCCCAGCAUGUCUACCCGAUCAGUUCGAAGCGUUGAUGAGACUACAGUGAUCCAGAUGCCUUCGGAUUCGGAGUCAUCGACAUAUAUUAUUUUUGAGGGAAAAAUCGGUGAACGUAGACGUUAUGAUUGUAAGAACAAUCAUUGGAAAGAAACCAGCACAGUCCAUUGGGAAUUUUGCGAUGAAUAUGGUAUGAAUUGCAGCCGUUCAGAUAUGAUAUUUUAUACAAAUUUGACACAAGACAUCACUUUGGCAGAAGGAUCCAAUGGCACCAUAGCAAAAUGUGUACUUUCGUUUGACCAUUACGAUGAUGGCAUUUAUAAAAAAACCAUACGUUUAUACGCAUAUCACCCACCAAAGCUUACAAAUAAAGAUGGCGUAGAAUUCCAAUCCUAUAACACCGACAACUACGUCGUGGAAGGGACUGACGGUGAAAAUAUUAAAAUUAGAUGUUUCAAUAGACAAUACACUGGGGCCUUGUUCUGGCGAACGUGUAACGAUACUACGUCAGAAUUAUGUGAAACUGAAGACGGUACAAAAUGUAAUAUGAUUGAAAAAUCAUUUUGGUUGAAACCAGAUCUUAAUGGAACGCUCUUGUAUUGUGUAUUUAAGACUGAUCGCGGACAUGAAAUAGCUACUAAGGCUACAUUUGUGAUCCACCCUAAAACUCAGACACCACCGGAGCCAGUAACUCCUAAAACGAAGGAGGAUGAUAAGGAGAAAAAUUUCCCUGAUAUGUACAUAUACAUAAUCGUCGGGGUCGUGGUUGCCCUUAUAAUAAUAACGCAAAGAGCUGUAGUACUGUAUUUGAAGUGUAAAGCAAAAAGAACUGCCAGACUGGAGAGCUUGUCCCUCAGGGCCCAGGAUCAGGACGACAGCUCAAAAAGAUACAGCAGUUCUCCUGCCGUGAAAAUAUCCGCAUUUUCUAGAAUAAUGAAUAGAACAUCAAAUAGAGAUGACAACAACAUCUAUGAGACGGUUGACGAAGUAAGAAACGCGGAAAGGGAAACCAGUCCUGAGCCGAACAUCAGUAAAAGACCGCCUCUGCCGCUGCCAAUUCAUUCUCACGAAGCUAUUCUGCUAGGUCUGGCGCCGGCAGGGCCGCGCCGACCGCCGCCAGCGCCUGUGUGCGGACGGAACCUAUGAAGCGCCCUAUGUUCUAAUGAAUCGUCAUAAAAAAACGAAUUUAAAUUUUUAACGAAUAUUGUACUUGUUAAUUUUGACUAAAAUAAAUGUUCUCCAGUUUUACAGUACCUACUUAGAUAAUAAUUUAUCAUAAGUGUAUUAUAACUGGAAACCACUUAGGAAUUAGGAUACUAAAUAGGUAAAUCCCGUUCGUUCUGCUUGCCAAUUACUACGAACAAGAAAACUGGAACUAAAUUUUUACAUACUUAAUACAAAGAAUUGUAUACUUAAAUAUUAAUAACAAAGAAGCUGACUUUUUUCUAAUCAUAAUAAUACUAAUAUGACUAUUACGUACCUACCUAUGCUAUGUUUGAAAAAACAGCAAGUCUAACAUUUGGUAUCUUGACUUCUAGUGAUUGUACACAUUUAAAUUAAUUUGCCAAUUGAUUGUUUAAUUAUUUAUGUAUAUUGACUUAUAUUUAAAAAUAUUUAUGUUACUGUGUUGACAUUAGUGAAAUAGUACGCAAUGUUUGACUGUACUGCAUGUUUGUAAUAUUAUAUUAUAUUGUAAUAAUGCCUACUAUUUACGUUGCAAUGCCCAGCAGGGUACAUAUUGUUUAGAUCUAAGACACUACAAUUUAACAUCCAAUGUACUACAUGAUGCAAUGAAUAAAUGAAUUUGAAUUUGAAUUUGAA